Molecule: messenger RNA, 1358 nt
Organism: Myiozetetes cayanensis
Lineage: Eukaryota; Metazoa; Chordata; Aves; Passeriformes; Tyrannidae
Gene: ATG5
Product: autophagy related 5
Exons: 8
Coding region: 129-956 (275 amino acids)
Biological process (GO): nucleophagy; autophagy of mitochondrion; cellular response to nitrogen starvation
Cellular component (GO): cytoplasm; phagophore assembly site membrane; Atg12-Atg5-Atg16 complex
Source: RefSeq, a predicted model, not a curated record
GCCGCGGCGGGGGCGUGGCCGCGGAUCGGUUCCUGCCCCGCGCGCGGGCGGCGGGUGUCGCCGGUCGCGACAGAGUUUUAGCUGAAGAAACAAACUGGUCUACAUGUGCUUCACUGUCCAUUGGAAGAAUGACAGAUGACAAAGAUGUGCUUCGAGAUGUGUGGUUUGGGCGAAUACCGACCUGUUUCACUUUGUAUCAGGAUGAGAUAACUGAGAGGGAAGCUGAACCUUACUAUUUGCUUUUGCCAAGGAUAAGCUACUUGACACUGGUAACAGACAAAGUGAAGAAACACUUUCAGAAAGUUAUGAGACAAGAGGAAGUUAGUGAAAUAUGGUUUGAAUAUGAAGGUACACCACUGAAAUGGCAUUACCCAAUUGGUUUGCUGUUUGACCUCCAUGCAUCAAAUACAGCCCUUCCUUGGAGCAUCACAGUGCAUUUCAAGAAUUUUCCAGAAAAGGAUCUUCUGCACUGCCAUUCUAAGGAUGUGAUUGAAGCUCAUUUUAUGGCUUGUAUAAAAGAAGCAGAUGCUUUAAAGCACAAAAGUCAAGUCAUCAAUGAGAUGCAAAAAAAGGAUCAUAAGCAACUGUGGAUGGGGUUACAGAAUGAUAAAUUUGAGCAGUUUUGGGCAAUAAAUCGAAAACUCAUGGAGUAUCCUCCAGAAGAUAAUGGAUUUCGAUACAUCCCAUUUAGAAUUUAUCAGGCAACAACAGAGAGACCUUUUAUACAGAAGCUGUUUCGACCAAUUGCUUCAGGAGGGCAGUUGCAUACUUUGGGAGACCUGCUAAAAGAUGUGUGUCCUAGUGCUAUCGCCCCUGAAGAUGGUGAGCAGAAGACUCAAGUGAUGAUUCAUGGAAUUGAGCCAAUGCUGGAAACACCCAUUCAGUGGCUAAGCGAACAUAUGAGCUAUCCAGAUAAUUUUCUCCACAUUAGUAUCAUUCCCCGACCUACUGAUUGAAACUCAACUAUAUUCAUAUGAGGAUCCUUCUCAAGCUGGAAUUAUAAGGGCACGUCAACUUCUUGCUUCUGUCAGUCUUGACAGAGGCAGCCUGACCAGAAAAAAAGAAACCAACAAAAAGCCGAAACAAAACAAGAAGCCCUCACUGCUGUAAGCCAAACAGGAAGAGAGAUCCUAUCAUCAGAUAAGGGCAAUUGGGCUGAUCUUAUUUUGCAUCACUGCUGCGUUUGUUCACCGCUAUAAUUAAAUCAGUUGCGAUAUGAAAGAAUUUACAGGACUUCUGCAAGUCUGCUGUUUUCUUGUAAAAUAUAGUGAAGCUGAAAACUGUCAGCCGAAGAGCAAAUGGAAAUAUGUCACUUGAUUGUAUUUCUGAUUAACAAAUAAACAGGGCUGUUUCCUAAA